AGUGAGCUGCCCGGCGUAUCAGUCGUUGCCGCUCUAUGAAGAUGCCCAUGACUGUGUCCCAGCGCCCCGAGGAUGAGCCUUUUCUGUCCGGAAACUGUCGGCUGGAUGUGAAUCAAUUCCCCACAAGUGACGCUGCUGCUGAUCCGCAGCUCAAAGGAGACCAACAGAACUCCAGCAGUACUGGCCCUGGGCAUUGGGAAGCAGCAACGAGCCAAAAGCAAGAGUCCAUAUGGCUGCGGCUUCAGCAGAGAAUCUGCUGGUGGUGCUCUAUAGCUGUUGUAUUUGCUGCUCUUGGUUUCGGCAUUGGAAUAUUCAUUGGCAGAAGUACAGUUCACCAGCAAAUACCUGUAACUUGCUCUCCUAGCUGCCCAGACAAGUGGACCUUAUAUAACAGUACCUGCUACUUUGCAUCCCUUGAGACUCAAGAUUAUAAUUCUUCCAAGUACUUCUGUGCUGAACAAGGAGCGACACUUCUGCUGAACAAUGAGACCGUGAAAGCCAUGAAAGACUUAGGAAUGGCGACUAAUGAUCGCUGGAUCGGCCUACGGAGAAACCAAGAAGGAAAGUGGCAGUGGGAGAAUGGGCCCUUGUAUAAAGGCGAAGGGCUGGACAACAAUGAAAAUCUCAACUGCGCCUACUUUUCUGGGAAAAUCCGUACUCUGGAGUGUUCGUCUAGUCGUGCCUUCAUUUGUAUGAAACAUAUCAAAAACGAUAUGCUGUGAAACAAGAGACCUCAAAAUACCAAUUUUUUUUA
Xenopus laevis (African clawed frog) is the source of this 754-nucleotide messenger RNA. RefSeq names its product natural killer cells antigen CD94. The coding region runs from base 36 to 722 and encodes 228 amino acids. The record is from RefSeq and is a predicted model, not a curated record. NCBI's taxonomy places the organism in Eukaryota, Metazoa, Chordata, Amphibia, Anura, Pipidae. The transcript has 6 exons.